AUGGAAAGGAAUGGUCUGCCACAGGUCUCCAAGGCCUCCAAGAUCGCUAAGGCAUUCAAGUUCAUAGCAACACCGAAGGGCUCGUUGCAAUCACACCACCACAGCGACCAAGACAGUCUACAUGGAGAUGACAGCCACCAGGAUAAUAUCCAUGAGGAAGAAUUGGCCUUAGUUGACUAUCACAACUUUGUUUAUGGUACCAAUAGUCUCAAGAGCAAGGAAAACCUCAGCUGUGGCUCCACCACCCAGUCCUCUAUGUCGACUUCUCCCUAUGGCAGUGCUGCUGAUACCAUAUUAGAUGGUCCAGAAACGCAUGAGGCUGCUAUCAAGUCCAAGUCAAGCAAGCAAACUGGAACCCCAGAAGGUCAAAAUGGCAAACACGUGGCUUUGGACUUGAAGGAAGCUCACCCUGUCCUGCCUCACAAAGGCUCCCUCAGGGCUCUGAGAUCCAAGCAGUCCCAGUUCUUCCGCGAGAAAGGCCACCAUCGUCUGGCUGAGCUAUUCGAGAAGUCUGGAACCCAAAAGGCAACGUUCAGUCAUCAAUCACCUGCGGCUGAAGAAAUGCCCACAACAUCUAUCUCGACGCCAUUGCCAACAUCGGCUCUGGCUGCGACCCCGAGUCUUGUCACUUCAAGCCUAUCGGGCACGUCUGUGCUCUCUGGCCGUUCAACUUCCCAAUCAAGUCUGGCGAACACUGUGCAAAGUACAGAUGUUAUCAUGGCUCAUGAGCCACUUUCCUGUCCGGUCUCACCGCAACAGCAGCCACCUCCUGACAGGCCUCUGCCGUAUACAGCCUCCGAUGCCUCGGUCCCGUCAUCGACGAUCACACAAUUUCCUCAGACAAGGAGCAUGAUAAAGUGUGAUAUAAUUGACAAUGAGACCGAAAUGGAUGAGACCGAUGGCUCCUCUACGGCCUCCCUGCAUAAGGCCUCCCCAGAGGCUAUCACUCCUGACAAACAGCGCUUACCAAGCAUGAUUUCACAGGAAAAUAGCAUGGACGUGAUGGAGGGCAGGCGUGGCUCCAAGUCUGUCAAGUCAAUCAAGGCCAAGCGUCGAUCACUGCGCAACAAGGUCUCUACUCUGUUUGGCGAGCAGCCUGCUGCUUCUCAGGCCUCUGAUUACAGCAAUGCGUCAACGUCCAUCUUGACCUACCGUCCCAUAUCUCUCAAAUCACACGAGUCGGAGGCCAUCUCCUUUUCUGACAUGUUUGACAAUAUCUGCAGUGCCUCUCGCACUUCAGGCGCUUCUUCUUCUUCUCACUCGGCACUGCCUUCCAUGUCGUCCAUGCCGCGAAGGACGACGAGUGCUGAAACAUGUGUUGAUGGCUCGCGCAACUCAGCCGACGCGUCUCUCAUCCCAGCGCGCUCUUCGACGACUGUUUCAUCUCAUGGGAUUGCUGAUCGUCGGUCUAACGGCGUCUCUCAGAAUUCUAUGACUGAUCCCAGCGAUAUCAGACGAGCAUCCGCAUCUACAGAGCCUGGUGCGCGAGCCGUCGGCCGCUCCUCAUACCAGUGUAGUGGAAGGGGGACGCACUCUACCCAACAGCAGUCGCGGGAGGACGCAGCUAACCGUCUAGCUUCUCGACUAGGUGUCACAGACCAGGCCUCUCGAGAGGCCAUAUUGACAGCCUUGACCAUUAUUCCUGUACCUCCUCUUGCUGAUCACCCAGCCCUUCGAGGCGAGGGUGCUGCUCUGCAGGCUCGAUCGGGCGUGCCCAAUAACGUCCAUGUUCCUUCGUCGGCUGAGGAUCCCGUGACCCUCAACGUCCGCCGCCAGCGACCUACACAGGUCGCAGUCGCCACUCGGCGCGCGUCUCGUUGGACUACGGUAUCUACUGAUCUUCAAAGGGGGUACACAUCGCAAAAUCCAGUGACGGUCCCCGAUGCGACCCAGGCCAAGAUUGCCGAGGGCGACGUAGAUCCGGAACCUGCCUUCGACCGCACCGUCGACCUGGUCUGGUAUCGCUACGCCAAACAGACGAGAGAGCAUGUUCAUACGGGGACUGUUCCAUUUCUUCCCGACAUCUUCCAGUACGUCCGCACGGCCUUUUUGGUCCAGCACUCUCGUGGACGGCAGACAACCAGAUUCGAUGGUCUGAAGCGGUUCCGGUACUUUGACCUGCCUGCCAGGAUCCGCUUCAAGAUUAUGGAGAUGCUUCUCGAGGACCAUCUCCCUGGCAAGCCAGUUCUGCUCAAUGCCAAGUCCCAAGCAUCGCCCGCAUGGCCUCAGGACUCGUUCGCCUCGCUCUGGGAUGUCCUGGGACUCCUUCAGAACUACAUCUGGGCCUGUCCUCAUCUACGAGCAGACGUCAUGGCCGCUGUGUUCAUAACGCAGCCCUUUCACGUCAUCUUCAGCCCCUAUGUGAAGGCCUUGACGCAGCCACUGCCGACCAAGUGGCUGUUUGAGUAUGCUUCGUUCCUGCAGGAUGUCCGUGUCGAGCUGGACAUGACCAAACUCGGGUUUGGUCUCGAGUGGGAGGCCACGGGCCUAGGCCUCCAGCUUUCGUCCAUCAGGCACCUCGUGCAGCACUUUGUGGCAAAGAUGCGCACGCGCUGUCCAAGGCGCAAUCCCAUCGGCUUCCUCACCAUCCAUUGCCGUCGUUAUUUCGGCUACCGCCAGGGCAAAUACCCUUUGACUGGUGACAAACAGCUGGGAUGGGAGCCUGCCAGCCUCCCACCAUCGGCAAACAACCCGCACUCGGGUCAUCGUCGUCACCAUGAAUUCGCACCAAACCGCGUGCCUUUUGUGGAAGAGGGACACAUGGCCGUGGCCGACCCGUUUGUGCAGCUUGCUGGCCGUGUCUGGUCAGUUCGCAUGGUCGGUCUGAGCGAGAACUGGGUUCGCGACAACCAUUACAAGUUCUGGCUCCAGGCCGAGUACGAUGCCCUCCCGGCCAUGAACAAGAAGAGUCACAUUGAUCGAUACACGCCCUCGCGCCAUGCCUAUGCUGCCCCUGGCUAUGCAGUGUACAUGGAUUAUGGCCUUCGAAGCGGCAUUCACAGGUUUCCCCCGCUGCCCGACAGCAAGCAGAUGGUCUGCACCGAGUACGACAUGCAGAAUGAUGUAUUUGUCGAGAUCGGAUCUGGUAAUGUGUUGACCGUGUUUGAGAAUGGGGUCGAGGUCAUUACCCGUGCCAGCCAUCCGCCGGUUCCCAGGGUUGACCUCCCAAUUCCCGGCGGUCCUCCCGUUCCGCUGAGUUCCUUUUAUGAUUCCUUCAAUAUGUGCCCGUCCAGGAUUCCCGGUCCUGCGAGUGGUCCCAUUAGCCCAACUAUGAAGGCCAUGAGGAACGAUACUCCUAGUAAGGCACUCAAGCUGUUGGGCCUGCGGUGUGUGAGCGAUGGCGCCUCAGCGGCUCACCACACUGGUUCCUCACAGAGUGGAGCGAGUGAGGACGAGGACCCUGUGACGCCCACGAGGCACCAGGUCUCACGCGCAUUGGGUCGUGCUCCUCCCCAGACCCAAGGCUCUCGCCUUGUCACUGCCGACAGUGACCGGGUGGGAGAGUCGGCGUCUGCGAAGAGCCAGUCGAGUGCUCCAGACACUGCAAGCUGCCGGAAGCUGUCGACCAAGGAGUCCUUCCUCAGCCUGAUAGGCAGCGGCCGCCGCAAGCCCACAGUAUGA
This is a messenger RNA of Cryphonectria parasitica EP155, 3621 nucleotides long. RefSeq lists its product as uncharacterized. The transcript is spliced from 3 exons. The coding region runs from base 1 to 3621 and encodes 1206 amino acids. NCBI's taxonomy places the organism in Eukaryota, Fungi, Ascomycota, Sordariomycetes, Diaporthales, Cryphonectriaceae. The record is from RefSeq and is a predicted model, not a curated record.